AUGGCUCCCCGAGGCUUCGAGGACGAGGAGCUCACCAUAUCUUUAUCCUCGUCCCACGUUCGCCGCCCCCAACAGACACAGCAGCAGCAACAGCAACAACAAGCUGCUGAAGACGCAGCCCAAGCGCAACCUCCGGUCGGCUCUCGCCCCGCCGAUGCGCCGCUCAAAGAGAGGAUCAAGACGGAACAGCGUAUCGGCGCCUACAAGGUUCUUCGAACCCUGGGAGAAGGCUCCUUUGGAAAGGUCAAGCUUGCCAUUCACAAUGGCACCGGUCAGCAGGUCGCCCUCAAGAUAAUCGCCAGGAAGAAGCUUAUCAGCCGCGAUAUGGCUGGUCGCGUUGAGCGCGAAAUCGAAUACCUUCAACUACUACGCCACCCUCAUAUCAUCAAGCUCUUCACUGUAAUCAAGACACCGAAUGAAAUCAUUAUGGUUCUUGAAUACGCCGGGGGCGAGCUUUUCGACUAUAUCGUUCAGCACGGCCGAAUGAAGGAGCCAGAGGCUCGCCGUUUCUUUCAGCAAAUGCUUUGCGCUGUUGAGUACUGCCAUCGCCACAAGAUUGUUCACCGUGACUUGAAACCCGAAAACUUGCUUCUCGAUGAGAACCUCAAUGUCAAGAUUGCCGAUUUCGGCCUGAGUAAUAUCAUGACGGACGGUAACUUCCUCAAGACAAGUUGUGGCAGUCCAAACUACGCCGCCCCUGAAGUCAUCGGCGGUAAGCUGUAUGCUGGCCCUGAAGUAGAUGUGUGGAGUUGUGGUGUUAUUCUUUAUGUUCUUCUUGUUGGCCGACUCCCUUUUGACGAUGAGCACAUUCCCAGUCUGUUUGCCAAGAUCGCAAAGGGUACAUACAGCAUACCACAGUGGAUGCCCACUGGCGCCGCCAACCUGAUUAAGAAGAUGUUGGUGGUAAAUCCUGUGCACCGUGCUACAAUUGAAGAUAUCCGAGCAGAUCCCUGGUUCACCACCGAGCUUCCCGCCUACCUCCAACUUCCUGUCGAGGAGUUCUUCAACACCGGCGUGGAUCCCAACAAGGCGAUCAAAAAGAACGACAUUGCCCCCAACGCCUCAGAAAAGGUUCAAGAAAGGCUACACAAUGAGGUUACAGAAAAGAUUAGUAAGACCAUGGGUUACGGAAAGAGUGAUGUUGAGGAGGCCUUGCAGGCUGCCGAGCCGUCCGCCAUCAAGGAUGCCUACAUGAUCGUGAGAGAAAACAAGAUGAUGCAAGUGAAUCCACUCCUUGCAGAGCCAGAAGGAUCCAGCCCUAUGCUUAGCAUGUCUUCAGCCCGCUCUACAACUUCUCAGGCCACCACUACCCCUCGACCCUACGUGAGCAAGGUUGGUAUUCUGCCCUCGAGUUUACCAGCCUACCACAAGGACUAUAUGGAGCGAGAGAAGGCCGGCAGUGUCGAGAACUCACCGCCCAAGGUUCUCAUCAACGACGAGCCUCUGGGUAAUAGAACAGACGCAGAGAAAGAAGAGACCAUGCGUCGCCUCCGACCCCAUUCGAGAAGCCAGUUGCGUAUGGACGAAGCCAACAACAGGCCUCAGGGUAUGACACCUAUCAAUCCUCCCAAAAAGACGAAACCAGUACGUUGGCAGUUCGGCAUUCGAUCUCGCAACUCGCCCUGGGAAGCUUUGUUGUGUAUUCAUAAGGCGCUCUACAAAUUGGGAGCCACGUAUACCCCUGACGAGGACUAUGAGACGAGAACCGCAGAAGAGCGAGCUGAAGCUUCUGGCGAAGGCAGUUUCGUGGACUCUCAUGAUGGCCAUCGGGGCUCAAGCUCAAGCAUUGAUCCUAAGAGACGUUACAAUCUUCCUGCCGACCCUUGGCAUAUCAACGUCCGCUGGGAUACCUCCGCUAUCAAGAAAAAGUCGGGCAGUGCCCCAAGCGCUCCAAGCACACCCAGCUCACCAAGUACGCCGGAUGGCCAUCAUACAAAAGAGCCUUUCGUUGCACUGCACCUGGACAUACAGAUCUACGAGAUGGAGUCUGGCGUUUACCUGGUCGACUUCAAGUGUUCCGGUUACGAGACAGCUCAAGGCCGGUUACUUGAGGAGAAGGACGUUACUAGCCCCUUCCCCUUCUUGGACAUGGCAGCCAAGUUGAUCAUGCAACUUGCUGAGGCCGAUUAA
Molecule: messenger RNA, 2130 nt
Organism: Fusarium sp. VM40
Lineage: Eukaryota; Fungi; Ascomycota; Sordariomycetes; Hypocreales; Nectriaceae
Source: the annotation of a GenBank genome assembly